GAGUACUCGCCGCUUUUCUAUAUUGCAGUGGUCUUUACGUGCUUCAUCGUGACUACUGGCCUGGUGUUGGGAUGGUUUUUAUCUGUACUUUGGAGAGCUUCAUCUCCUGGGCUUGUCGCUGAUGCCCCAUGGGCCCAGGUAGCAGCGGUACUGGAAGGAGCACUCGAGGGCACUGACCUGCUCUGCAGUGAAUGAGGUGUGCACGCGGGUUGCCUGCGCAGUCAGCCUCUUGGCUCAGUAGAGGUUUGGUUGGGAUGUUCCAGUAAUUCUGAGAAAUUCAGAAGAGACCCAAUUCAACACAAGAGUCUUCAAAAAGCAAAUGAGACAAGUCAAGAAUCCUUUUGGCUUAGAGAUCACCAAUCCAUCUUCAGCUUCAAUUACAACUGGCAUAACUUUGAGAACAGAUUGCCUUGAAGACAGCCUCCUUACAUGCUACUGGGGGUGCAGUGUUCAAAGAUUAUAUGAAGCUCUGCAGAAACACUUUUAUUGCUUCCGAAUAAGCACUCCCCGAGCAUUGGAUGAUGCUCUGUAUAGUGAAUAUCUCUAUCAAGAGCAGUAUUUUAUUAAAAAGGACAGCAAAGAAGAAAUAUAUUGCCAGUUACCAAGAGAGAACAAAAUUGAAGAUUUUGGUAUGGUGCCCAGAUCUCGUUAUCCACUUGUAGCCCUGUUGACCCUGGCCGAUGAGGAUGACCGAGAAAUUUAUGAUAUUAUUUCUAUGGUGUCAGUAAUUCAUAUUCCUGAUAAGACUUAUAAACUCUCGUGUAGAAUAUUAUAUCAAUAUUUACUCCUGGCUCAAGGUCAAUUUCAUGAUCUUAAGCAACUUUUCAUGUCUGCAAAUAAUAAUUCCACUCCCUCCAGCAAUUCCUCUCCAGAAGGAAAAAAUACAGACCAAAGCUUGAUGGAAAAGGCAGGACUAUCUGAAAGUGAAGUAGAGCCACUGGAGGAGAACAGCAAGGACUGUGUGGUUUGCCAGAAUGGGACAGUGAACUGGGUGCUCUUGCCGUGUAGACACACAUGCUUGUGUGAUGGCUGUGUUAAGUAUUUUCAGCAGUGCCCUAUGUGCAGGCAGUUUGUUCAGGAAUCUUUUGCACUUUGCAGUCAAAAAGAGCAAGAUAAAGACAAACUGAAAAGUCUCUGAGGAUGUUGUUACUACUGAAAAGUAUACUUUCCACUGAAGAUGCAAACAUAUGUUCCUAGAAUUAAUCAUAACAUGGAAUCUACGGUAUUAAACAUCAGUGAAAAUUCUGUUUUAACUUCAUAUUUGUACAUGGUACAUGGAUGAUGAAAAUGAGUUAUUCCUUGCUGUUCACUAUGGCAAACACUGGAAUCCUAUUCAGUGUCAACGCAUAAAAAUUCAUCCAACUCUCGAGAAGAAUGUAAACUUUGGACUUUUAUCAGCUGGUGGAUUUCAUGUAAUGUCCAUGAGAAAACUUCUGAAAAUCAAUCCAUCCAAAAUUUGAGGAAGUAAAAGUCUUAAGAUUUUUCAAUGUUUUUCCUUUGACAUAAUCUGGAGUUCAAUUGGGUAAAAACUAAUUUCUUCUUAAAGUACUUGUAUAUUCCCUAGUUUACAAAAGAGUAGGAAAGGGCUUCUAACUUUAAAUCCUUUCAUAUCAGUUUUUAUAAAUAUCCAUCUGUUUAGUUUCUAAUUUUCUUAUAAUCAUAGUCAUAUAAACACAAGUCUUAAUUUUUAAAUAUAGCUUCUUAAAUCAUAAAUGCAAGAUACAGAUCUUGACUGUUCUCAGUGUAUCAUAGAUUAAAAUGAUACUCAUUUAUAGGAAGCAGAUAUAUAAAACAUGGGUAAUAAAAUUUCUUGGAUAAUUAAAUUUAUUGUCAAAGAUGAUUAGAUUAGCAGAAUGUGACCUAUCAGGAAGAUCUAUGAGAUUUUAAUGCCUUACCUUACAUUUCCUCCUGCACAAGGAAUCUAUCCAAAACUGGAGGGUUUUUAGAGCCAGAAAAAUCACUAAAAGAAGCAAAUAACUAUAUUUUUCUAGUGUGGUUUUUAUUCCAAAUAAACCCCAUGUCCUCUGAAUAGUAAAUCACUUUCUUUAUCUCCUGUUUCAUCCUCUUUAAGAAUUGAGGAAAUGGAAAGAUGGAAAGUCAAAAAAAAAAAAAAAAAAAGAGCCCCACUCCUCACUUUCUCCAGGAUGAAAAAAGUAAAUCAGAGCUUCCUGUUUCUUUGGUGGAAAUUACCUUUAAUUCACUAAGAAAUUAGAUCAUGGUAAAUAAACUAUGACAUGCAGGGAGAUUUCCAAGCCUUUUUGUCCUGUUUGUAUUAAGGAUAAUGCCUUAUCUUUGUAUCAGUGUAUUUACAUAAUAUUUUUUCAUUCCCAUCAAAUAUAGCACUCUCAAAAAGA
Molecule: messenger RNA, 2354 nt
Organism: Phacochoerus africanus (Common warthog)
Lineage: Eukaryota; Metazoa; Chordata; Mammalia; Artiodactyla; Suidae
Gene: CGRRF1
Product: cell growth regulator with ring finger domain 1
Exons: 7
Coding region: 320-1138 (272 amino acids)
Biological process (GO): negative regulation of cell growth
Source: RefSeq, a predicted model, not a curated record